This is a messenger RNA of Cyprinus carpio (common carp), 2281 nucleotides long. RefSeq names its product alpha-1,3-mannosyl-glycoprotein 4-beta-N-acetylglucosaminyltransferase C-like. Gene Ontology annotation, biological process: protein N-linked glycosylation. The record is from RefSeq and is a predicted model, not a curated record. NCBI's taxonomy places the organism in Eukaryota, Metazoa, Chordata, Actinopteri, Cypriniformes, Cyprinidae. Gene Ontology annotation, molecular function: acetylglucosaminyltransferase activity.
GACACCAUCUGAACUACCUGCCUGACAAGUUGUCUCCAACCUUUGCCCGCUUGAAAUGAAAGCGAUCAGCACUCCUCGUGACAGCAGCGCUCGAGGAUCAUCAUCUGGAUAAACUCAGCACGCUUCACUGAAGGGAGUAAAGACCGAAUCAAAGCCCGAGAGCGACUGAAGGACACCAGGAAGUGAAUUAACUCGUGUGAACUCCUCCAGAGUCGCGCGAUUCUCUCGCUUUACUUACAGUAUCAUUUUGAAUGUUGACUUUUACUGCUGAACAAGGUUAUAGGUGAUAUAAAGUGCCUGUGUGUCUUAACAGAAGAAGGUGUGUGAUGAGAUGCCAUCUGAAAAACAUCUUCCUCCUAGCUGCUGGUCUUCUCAUUUUGACCAGGGUCUACAUCUACACGCGGAAAGCAGAAUCGGGAAGCCUCAAGCGGUCACUGACAUGGAUCUGGGAUAAGGAGACUUGGAUGGAAGAUCUUAAAGGCCAUUACCUCCAUUUCAAUGUUUCCAUUAAAGUUUUGGCAGGAGUCUUCCAGCAGUCCAAGAAGUACCUGACGGUGGGCCUCUCGUCUGUGAAGAGGGAAAAGGGCAGUUAUCUUCAGGACACUCUUCAGUCAAUCUUCUCUGCCUCCUCAGAGGAAGAGCUGGAUCAAAUGGUCAUCGUCGUCCUUCUUGCAGACUUUGAUGUGAGCUGGAUCCAACAGACAUUAGAGAAGAUUACAGAUGAAUUCCACACGCGGCUGUCCAAGGGUCAACUUCUGGUCAUCCACGCCAACGAAGACAACUAUCCUCCCCUCACAGGACUGAAGAGGAACUUCAAUGACGCUUCUGACCGUGUGUCCUUCCGUUCGAAGCAAAAUGUGGACUACUCCUAUUUGCUCCAUUUUAGCAGUAAUCUCUCCCAAUACUAUAUCAUGCUGGAGGAUGACGUUAGCUGUUCAAAGAACUUUCUCUCUAGUAUGCGUGAGCACAUCAAUUCCAUGAGCAACUCAAAGUGGGUCACAUUGGAAUUCUCCAAGUUGGGCUACAUCGGAAAACUCUAUCAGUCCAGAGAUCUGCCCAUUCUAGCCCGAUUCCUUUAUAAUUUCUACCAAGAGAUGCCCUGCGACUUCCUGCUGUCGCAUUUUCACAGAUUGUUGACGCAGGAUAAAGUCAUUCGUUUCCGCCCAUCUCUGUUUCAGCACAUGGGCUCUUACUCGUCAUUUAAGGGAACGUUUAAUAAUCUCAAGGAUGAGGACUUUGUUGAAGAAGUUUCUGAUAACCCUCCAGCAGACAUUAGCACGAAUAUUGAAACCUAUGAGACCAAUACAGUCGACAAAGCUUACAGGCAGGGCUUAGAGUAUUUCUGGGGUGUAUCACCUAUUGGCCCAGAAAACUACAUUUUAGUGGCCUUUCACGAACCUGUUCUCAUCUCACGUGUCCAAAUACAUACAGGAUUGGAUGGGAAAGAUGAGCUGGGUUAUGCUGAUGUGGAACUUGGAAAAACGCUGGUGAAAAAGGAGUCGGGGGUGGAGUGCUCCGGAUUUGACAAGCUGGGUUCUCUUCAGAAAGGCCAGUUUAACGAACCAGCAGUCCAGAAACUUGUGCCAGCAACCGUGGCAUGUUUACGAAUCCGAGUCACUGCAGCCCAAACAAGCUGGGCUGUUGUACGCAAGAUCCAGGUUUGGACUGUUAAAGCUGGCCAAACCAUGUGAAAUAUUUCUGGUGUGAAUUCCUUAUUACUCACAAAGGCAUGAAUUCUUUAAAAUAGACACGGUUAGUAAUCUCUGUCUGAGGAUACAAGCGUGAGGGAAUGAUAUUGUUACACUGCAUAAAAUAAUAUGAUAAAUAUUAUUAAAAUAAGAUACAUUUACUUUGGCGUACUAUAUUUUCUUUAGGAAGCUAAAUUUAAAUUACAUUUAUUUGUUCAUAUAACAUAUUUUGUUGUUAAUAAAAGAAAUAAAAUACAAUUAAUACAUUUAAAUAAACCUACUUUUAACUUAGAUUUGUACUUAAAACAAGUUAAAAAAAAACUCUCUCUGGUAAUUUUUUGCAAGGUUUCCCAAGAUUCAUUUUAAAUUUCAUACAAAUACGGUUAGUGAAAAAAGGGUUCAAAAAUGUUUUAAUUUUUAUUUAAGGUAAAGGUUUAAUAAUGUUGCUGGGUGUUUUAUCAUUUUUUUUUUUUUUUUUUUUUUAUUAUUAUUAUUAUUAAAUAUGUCUGUAUAAUGUUUAAGAGAAAUGUUGACUCGACAACCAGCUCAAACAGAGCAUUUUACAGUCAGGUAUUUAAAUUUUCAAACCUUUA